GACUAGUGACGCAAAUUUCCCGCCCUCACUUCUGCGGUCCUAUACGUGUGGAGAAAGAAAGUCAACAAAGUAGUGAUUUCCCCACGUUGUAUUGUACUUUAACAUAUUAUAACUUUCCACGCUGCUGGCUAACGAUGCCCUCCACACACACAGACUGGAUCAACAGUCCACUGGCUGUCGUUGAAGAGAUGUUUGCUGCUUCCCAGAACAGUCCAAACUCUGGAUGGGAGGCAAAAGUGGUUGAAUUCUUCAAAGAGCAGCUGAAAGAGAAGGAUGCUCAUAUUUCGGUUCCGUCGUUGAACGACGUCCCUUUGCACUACCUGAAGCCAAACAGCCUAGUGAAGUUUCGUUGUUUAAUCCAAGACAUGUUCGAUCCAGAGUUCUACAUGGGAGUGUAUGAGACCGUUGAUGCGUCAACAAAGGCUAACGUGCUGAGAUGUGGGAAGUACAAAGAUGUGACAGAGUGUGGGGUGGACUUGAACUCCUCGAACACUGUGACUGCCGAGAGACAGACUUUCUACUGUGUGCCAGUCCCUGGAGAAAAUCCCUGGCUGAAGGAAAGCUAUGCCAGCUCCAGCCAAGCAAGAGUAGUUCCUUCCACCUCAUAUGUGCCGAGCAGACAGAAGCGAAGCUACGAGGACGACGACGACGAUAUGGACACGCAGCCGCAGAAACAGAGGGAGCCACAAAGCGGUCCUCAUAGUCUCAUAGAACAGCAGGGAAACAGCGACUGUAAACGGCAGGAGACAGAAGCUCCGUCCACCCAGACGGCGUCUGCGUCUCAUAUUGACCUUAAUUUCCCACUGCCCGGAGAAAAAGGUCCUUCCUGUUUAGUUAAGGUAUACGAGGACUGGGAGAGCUUCAAACUGAAUGACACACUCGAGGUCUAUGGGAUCCUCUCUGUCAGUCCUGCUCUCAGUGCGCUGGCUGAUGAGAAAGACGCCUCAUCGUCCGUGCUGGACCCCACAGAGAGCAUGGAGACGGCAGAGGAGCAGAGAGUGCACAGCCCGCCAGCCUCACUAGUCCCUCGUCUCCAUAUGCUCUACGCCAAACCGCUGCAACACAACAACCCUCUGCUGCCUUCCUUCAGUUUAACAGACAACAGUGCAUUUUUAUCUUCGACCCUGAGCGAGAUGGCCACUAUUAGGGCAGAGCUACUCACAUACUUCACUCAUGUCCUCCUGGGAGAUUCCCUGGCUGCCGAGUACCUCAUUCUGCAUCUCAUUUCUAGCGUGUACACUAGGCGAGAUAUUCUCCCACUGGGCAAAUUCACACUGAACCUCAGUGGCUGUCCUACAGUUGCCUCGUACACUGAGCGCCUCUACCAGAUCAUCCAGCAGCUUGUUCCUUCUUCGUACUAUCUGGGCAUGAGCCUGCAAAACAUGAACCAGAUGCGGUUGGUGCCUAAGAAGGACUAUGUGGCUAACCGUCUAGUGAGUGGAGCCUUACAGCUGGCCAGAAACACUUCCCUCUUCCUGGAUGAAACCAAGCUGGAGCAGGGACAGCUGGAUACAACAGGUGUGCGUAACGUCACGGCCCUAGGCAACUUGAUCUCGUGGCAGAAGGUUGAUUAUGACUUUAACUACCACCAGAUGGAAUUCCCCUGCAAUAUUAACGUGCUCGUCGUCUCAGAGGGCCGCUCGCUACUGCCGUCAGAUUCUCAGGUGCACGUACAGUCUCACGUCGCCCCUCCACACAUGGAGGAGUAUCUCAGCAGCAUCCACAUGCAUUCACCGACGUCAUCACAGCUGAACAAGCUCAGAAUCUACCUGUGUGUGGCUCGGCUGCUGGACUACAGUAUCUCUGAUGAAGUGACAAAGUCAGUCGAGGAUGACUUUGUAGACAUGAGGAAGGACGACCCCCAGAGCAUAUCUGCUGAGGACCUCCACAAGAUGCUCGUUGUGGCAAGGCUGUUGUCUCUGAGUCUGGGACAGACUUCUUUGUCCAGAGACACCUGGCUGAAGGCCAAACACAUCGAAGCACAGCGUAGGAGCCGAAUGGAGCAACACAAGUGUGUCAAUGGCAAUGAGCCGUGACCACGUAAAUUAAAUUUCCUUUUGAUAAAAACAGGUUUGUAAUUAAAAAAUGGUUUCAAUAUGCCACCGUUGCAUUCAGCUUUUUCUACACUAGAUUGAAAAUAUUUUAUUUUCUACUGGUGGAUAAAUGGUAUUAAUGGAUUGUUGUAAAGCAACAUCUCAGUGUGUUGUUGGUCACAUUGUUGCCUUACCUGCACAGCCUGCUGUGGGUAUAUGCCAGCAGUUUUUGACAGUGUGACGGACCAAAUAUUCUGUUUGACAAAAAAUAUUUUUUUCCUUAAUAUGUAAAUAAAAGAGUUGUGCUCUAGA
This is a messenger RNA of Solea senegalensis (Senegalese sole), 2345 nucleotides long. It is a transcript of the gene mcmbp, whose product is annotated as minichromosome maintenance complex binding protein. The coding region runs from base 135 to 2036 and encodes 633 amino acids. Gene Ontology annotation, molecular function: chromatin binding. The record is from RefSeq and is a predicted model, not a curated record. Gene Ontology annotation, biological process: DNA-templated DNA replication. NCBI's taxonomy places the organism in Eukaryota, Metazoa, Chordata, Actinopteri, Pleuronectiformes, Soleidae. The transcript is spliced from 16 exons.